AGCACCAGGCAUGCCCCUGGCUCAAGCGACUAAUUCAAUAUCCUCGCCGAAGAAGACAGUUUUUUCCGACAUCAGCAACAUGAGCACAGGACGUCGUUCAUCGGAGCAGUUCAUUAAACUAAUAAAAAAAGGCCACGAGGAGAAGGACGAUUGUAACUCCGAACAAGAAAUCGUUUGCCUGACUGAUGAAGAAGUAAUGUUGCAAGAAAAUGAUAGACUAAACCAGCUACGAAAUAAAAUUGAAAAGCCGGUCGUACAGGAAGUGUGCAAUCGCGUUCAUCACAGUACAUACUCACUCGAUGCUCUAGUUGAUUCUAUUGAAAAUUAUCUUGAAGAUUUUUUCGUCAAGGGUGAACAUGUCGAAUUCUCUCCCAGUAAAGACAGGACAGUGCAAGCCAAAAUCCUGGGCGUUGAGAAGAAAGGCGGUGCUGUUUUCUAUACGAUAGAAUAUGAUGACAAGGAAAUUGGCAAAAUCAGCAAGCAUGAUUUGAAACGGCGUUACAAAAUAACUGAGGAUGACAUUCGCUCACUAAUUUCGCUUAUGGCGAGCCACGAUCAAGGAAAACCUUGGCAGAUUGAGGAGGCUUACAAGAAAGAGUAUAAUAUCAAAGACAAGCUGGCGCCGAUAUUUUGUUCCUCGCAUGCCAAGCCAUCCAACAUCAUUGUGAAUACGACUGGUAGAGAGGCUGCCAGUAAUGACAAUGAAAAGAGCUCGGAUUCGGAUUCGGAUGCUCCUCUCGUUGUUUUUGUCGGCAGGAGAAGUGGUGUCGCAUUGCCUCCCAACGCGUCUUCGAAGGACGUAGAGAAGCAAAGGAAGAAACAGGAAAAGAAGCAACAGAAAGAUCAGAAAGAAAAGGAGAAAACGGAUAAAAAAGAUAAGAAGAAACAGACAAAAGUGAAACCCGAGGAAUCUAGUGCGAAAGAAAAUGGGGGAUUGGAUAAAUUCAUGACAUCGGCGACCCCUGCAAAUGGCAGUGAUCAGUCGAGUGCCUCCAGCAGCUCUUUGCUCACUCCUCAAAGUUGGAGCGAAAAGCGAUUUAAUUCUGCUGUGGAUAGGCUCAAGGAAGCAUGGCGCAAACGAGAUGAGGAAGAGUUCAUGGCAGCUGCAUCACGAGCCGCGAAGCUCCUUUCCGGUGUACAAAUUGAUAAGAUCCCUCAUGAAUGCCAUCGUUAUGCUGUACGGCAUGCUUACGAUAAAGUAAAGGAUGCUGAGACGCUGAAGAAGUUGACUACAAAAGAAGCCCGAAAGGAAUUCCGUGAAAAAAUACAUCAAGAGCGGCAUCAUCAUCAGAAAGUAAUGACAGCAAAAAUCAAAGCAUACUUCAACCAGAAAACAGCCGAUGAUGAUCUAACUAUAUGCGAUAAGCCUCUGCCAUGUCCGGGGCGUAUUGUACCAAUCCCAACUGGUCAAUCGCUGCUAUUCACCGAUUGUUUGAUUCUCACACAGUUUCUUUCUACUAUGAAGAAGUUCAUCGAGGCCGACCAUAAAAUCACAGCAAGACAACUUCUUGAUGCUGUGCACGAAGGCAGAGUUGGUUUCAUGAAAUGCACUUCGAAGUUGCUCGGAUCGCUUUUGAAAACCCUUUUGCAGGAUCCUGAACAUAGCAAGCUAUCUCACUUUGAUGUUCGUCUCAGGGAAUAUCCCAUCGAAGAAAACACCGUUUCUGAGCUGUGUCGUGCACUUCUUAUGAGGAGCAUGGGUUUAGAGGAAGAAAGCAAUUAUGCUGAUGAUGAACAAAACGGUACAACACAAGAAGAGGACGCUGAUGAAAACGCAGUAGAAAGUGAUCGGGGAACACCUGGAGCUCUUGAUGUCUCACAAAUCGAUGUCGAUGUUUGUCAGACACUGCUUGAUCGUUUUGCGCCGGACAAAGAAAUUUGGGAGUUAACGCCGGAGGACCAGCUAGGCGUGCUAAACCUUGUGCUCAAUCGUGUACUAGAAUUGGGGUCUUUCAAGGAGUACAUUAGCGAUCAGGGAGACACAGGUCCAGUACAAACCUUGAAGGGUAAAAUUAGCAAAAUCAAUGAGCAGAUCAACUCGUGGCAAGAAGAUCUAGCGAAAAUCCCCGAGAUAGAGGAAGUUGUCGACAUAGCUCAACUUUCUCGCUCUCAAGCUCGCGAAAGAACAGAACUGCAGAAGAAACGAGAAACUCUGGAAGGGAAGAUUGAGGACAGUAAAAACAAAUUGGAGGAGUUGCUCGAAAAACUAGCGCUUGAAAGAGUGAUGAAAAGUCAGUCACGGCGUAUCGCUCCCCUUGGUCGAGAUCGCCAUUUUCGUAACUACUAUUGGUUUCACGGAAACACAGGCGAUGAUGGAAUUUGGGUUCAAGAUUUUGGAGUCACCUCAUACGAAAAAUUUGUUCGUGCAUGCAUCAAAGCAGGCAAACCCUUUGACGAGGAAGUGGAACAGGCACCUGCAUUAGCCACGGAUGACAAUCUGAACUCCGCGGAUCUUUCACUUCCUUCAGCAAUGGAAGUAAAAACCGACGAAGGAUGGCCUGUACUUGAGCCAGAAAGCUACUCUGAAACGUGGUACAAGCUGCCUGAUGUACAGUCAUUUGAAGAACUGAUAAAUUCUCUAAACAAAGUGGCUGUACGAGAGGGGAAUCUGAAAGCGUCUUUCACAAAGCAACGAGAUCUAAUUGUGAGCAGCAUUAUCCGUGGAAACGAUAAAGAGAGCAAAUCUCCUAAACCAGACCAAGAGGAUGAUGAGAAUGAAGAUCUCUGUCCUGAAUCAUUGACUCCUCUACGCAAAUCCGUUGUUGAACUGGCAUCUGAUUUGAGAGAUAGCUAUCUGACCACUGUAGCCAGUGUGGACGCUUUUGAAGCGGAAAUCGCAUGUUGUUCAUCUCUUAAGGAAGUUAUAGAAAAAUUAUCCGAACUGGCAGACAGCAUCAACCCGACAGCAAUAGUGAGAAAACUCAAUAUGAAGGUCGCAGUGCAGACAGGUCAUUUUUCUCACUUCAUUAUGGAUCGCUGGAAACAUAGAUUGUCUGAAUGCCAAAAUGCAUCAGCCGUGCAUCUAUUGCGGAGCUAUCUCGAUUCGAGAAUUGACUGGAAGAAGAGUGUUGUAGAGAAGCGAUGUAAUGCUUGCGGCAGCCAAAGGACACCAGAAGCAAAGAUUAGUUGUAGCAGCUGUGGAACAGUAGUACAUUAUUAUUGUACUCGCCCUAAAUUGCAAGAAAAACCUGUCAGCUGGAUGUGUCCGUCUUGUAAGCAGAAUGAAGCUAAAAAGAACAAAGUAGAAGCUGUGAAUCAGCGUGGGGCAGCAAAGCCCAAUUACAAGGAAGACGAUGAGAGUGGCGAUGAAUCUGCUGAUAGUGAAAGCGAUUCAGGAAGCGACGAUAACGACGAUUUUUUCUCGAAGAAGCCACGUCGAACGACUAAACGGAAGGGCUACAGCAUUUUUGAUGAUGAGGUGACCGAAGAUAAGGGAUCAAGAGCGAAACGAGCAAAAACAAAUAAAGUUGCAGAGGAUUGUAUGGAUCUUCUAAGUCGAGUAAAGUCUGAAAACCGGUUGUAUCGCGCUUUGCAAGCUAUUCCACCUGGACGAGCAACCAGAAGAGCAGCACCUUCAUCAAUCAACAGCAUUGAAAAGGGAAUACAUCAGUAUUCAUCGCUAUCUUCAUUUGCCGCUGAUCUGGACUCAUUCUUCAAAUAUGCACAUUCUUACUUGGAAGAACAUAAUGAACGUAAAAUGGAGGAUCUUGAAAAUUUACUCAGCGAAUUAGAGCUUGACUCUAUUAUAAAAGUUAAAUGAUUCGUGCACUUUAAUACCAGGCCUAGUGCUGUCUUAUAAUAACAUCUAAUGUGGUAAGCUCGGUGAUGUUUUAGACCUUAAAUUAUCAUGCAUGUUAAUUUGAUGUAUGUAAUUAUCAAUAUUGUUUUAGUUUUUGACUUUAGAAUGUGGUAUGUAUUCGUUUUUCUGAUUAGUUCUUACUAAUCCUCAUUAAAAUGGCUUUCGAUUGUAAUGUAUCUCAAGUGAUCACCUCUUUAUCAUCAAGGCAUUCUCUGCUAGGUUUUCCCAUGUACGAGUCUUACUCAAAUAUUCCCUUUUUGUGCAUAUGAAACUUCUUUGUAGCAAUAUCUUGUAUCUAAGCUUACAUACAUCUUACACAGCAGGUCGAAGCUCAGUCUUUGGUGGAUGUCCAAGUGAAGAAAAAUGAUGUAUCAGUGCACUUCUGUACCAUGUACUAGUUAUGUUUGAUCGUUGCAGAUUGUUGUACCUCUUGAAACAUGUCUUCUGGAUAAAGGCUCUG
Cylicocyclus nassatus is the source of this 4259-nucleotide messenger RNA. NCBI's taxonomy places the organism in Eukaryota, Metazoa, Nematoda, Chromadorea, Rhabditida, Strongylidae. The record is from the annotation of a GenBank genome assembly.